Dothidotthia symphoricarpi CBS 119687 is the source of this 2587-nucleotide messenger RNA. RefSeq lists its product as uncharacterized. The transcript is spliced from 5 exons. Bases 194 to 2500 code for a protein of 768 amino acids. The record is from RefSeq and is a predicted model, not a curated record. NCBI's taxonomy places the organism in Eukaryota, Fungi, Ascomycota, Dothideomycetes, Pleosporales, Dothidotthiaceae. Gene Ontology annotation, biological process: homologous chromosome segregation; attachment of mitotic spindle microtubules to kinetochore; meiotic sister chromatid segregation. Gene Ontology annotation, cellular component: mitotic spindle; nucleolus; monopolin complex. Gene Ontology annotation, molecular function: microtubule site clamp; protein binding.
ACUUAGUCACCUCUUAGAGCACUCGGAGAAUAGAGCGACACUGGUGACGCAUGUGUAGCAUCAACGAUAUCCAGAUCGUCAAGACGUCAUCUUUCGCAGCUGUCUCGGUUGUAAGUAUGUUUGUUAAGUAGAACAUACCCGCACAAAUCACAACCCCCUUCUUCAACAUCAACAUCAUAACUGUAAACCCACCAUGUCGACGCAAAUCUACAACUUCAAGACCGCCCUCGUCACAGGCGGAGGCGGCGGAAUCGGCAAAGCCCUCUCCCAGCAACUGAUCAAAGACGGGAAAAAAGUCAUCAUCGCAGGCCGCACAGAGUCGAACUUGAAAACCGCAGCAAAAGAACUAGGCGCCGCAGCAUACUACGUCCUCGACACCGGCGACACGAGCUCGAUCCCAAAGUUCGUAGAGAAGCUAAUCGCCGAGCACCCCGACGUCGACUGCCUGAUCAACAACGCCGGCGUGCAGCGCCCGCUCGACAUCAACAAAGUCGAGAUCAGCGAGUUCACGCAGAAAGCCGACCAGGAAAUCGACAUCAAUAUCCGCGGGCCCAUGCACCUCGCGCUACACAUGCUGCCGCACCUGCGCUCCAAGUCCACGGCGCUGAUCGUCAACGUAUCGUCCAGUCUGGGCUUCGUGCCGUUCUCCGUCAUGACGCCCGUGUACUGCGGGACGAAGGCGUGGGUGCACUUCUGGAGCGUGAAUCUGCGGCAGCAGCUCAAGGAUUCGAAUGUGAGGGUUGUGGAGAUUGCGCCGCCGAUGGUGGGCACGGAUUUGCAUCGCGAUAAGGAGGAUCCGGAUGAUAAUAAGAAGGAGAAGAAUCCGGUGAGUCUGGAUGUGGGGGAGUUUAUUGAGGAGGUGGUGGGUAAGUGGAAGGAAGGGAGGGAGAUGAUUAGUGCGGGGCCUGGGAAUGAGGUUGUGCAGGAGUGGGAGCAGGGGAUGGGGAAGAGUAAUGUAUGUGAUGACUCGGCCUCGGAAGACGACAUGACGCACGACGAGCUCAGCGCCCUCGAACCGACAACACAGGCCAAGCCCGCCGGGCGCAAGUCGCGUACAACGCCCGCGCAAACGAAAACAUCCGCGCCCGCGACAAAAGCGGCGGCGAAGGGUCGGCCAGUGGCGCGUCGAGUGAGCGGCGGCAGUACCAUGGGCGUGAAGAAGAGCAGCAAGAAGGCGCCUGCUAAGAGCGGUCGCAAGGCGGUUGCGGCGCGCACAAACGGGAACGCGAGCGACACGGAGGAAGUGGACGAGUUUGACGAGAUCCAAGAUGCCGCGCCUGUGGAAGCGCCGAAGCCCGCCAAGAGGGGACGGCCGGCGAAGACGAAGAAGGCGCCGGAAGAGGUUGAGGAUGAGGAGGAAGUCGCAGAUGAGCCAGCGCCCGCGAAGAAGACGCGCAAAGCACCCGCGAAGGAGACCAAGGCGAAGACGGUCACUAAGUCGAAAGCGACGAAACGCGCGCCAGUGCAUGAGCCGGAGCCGGAAACUUUCACUAUCCCCGAGACACAGCCAGAGCCUGAUCCCGACCCAAUGGACCUGUCCGAGUCGAUCGAGGUGGAUGACAUGGACGAGAUACCAGAGAGUAUGCCUCCCCCGCCGCGACCAUCAGCACGGCGCACACAACCACAGCCCAGCAGACCAAGGCAGCCGUCAACAGGUCCGCGUCGAGCAGGAAGCGCCUCAGACUCUGAACGCGACCCAGCUCUGCGGCGGAAAGUCGGCGAUCUGAACAAAAAGCUGGAGGCUAUGACGGUCAAGUACGAAGCGUUGAGGGACGCAGCCACAUCAGGGCGGGAAUCCAACUUCGACCAGCUCAAGAAGCGGACCGAUCAGACAGCGAAGGACCAAGACACAGUGAUAAAAGCCCUGCGAUCCCAACUCUCAGACCUCCACUCCCGCACCGCAGACCUCACAGCAAUGAAACAACAAAUCGCCUCCCUCACAAAAGAAACCACCCGCCUAGACGCAGACAACAAAAAACUCUCCUCCGCCCUCACAACAGCACACAGCGAGUCGAAAGCCCUAUCCCACAAGCUCGCCGCCGCGCGCCAGCCCACAGACUCCUCCUCCAAGCCCGCCGUGCCCGGCAGCGCCAUGAAACCGCGCUCCACGGGCGUCGUGCUCCCGGGCACCGUCGAAGCGGCGAAGGAAGCUCAGCUCGCGAAGCAGAAAGUCGAUCUUUAUAGCGAUUUGACGAAUCUCGUUGUGUUGGGUAUGCGGCGCAACGACGACGACGAAGAUGUAUACGAUUGUCUGCAGACGGGGCGGAAUGGGACACUGCACUUCCACCUCAGCGUCGCCCCGCAGGACUCUUCGUCUUCGUACGAGGACACCGAGUUCGUCUACCAGCCGCUGCUGGAUGAACAGCGCGAUCGCGAGUUGCUGGAUUUGUUGCCGGAUUAUCUUACCGAGGAGAUUUGUUUCCCGCGGGGCCAGGCGGCGAAGUUUUAUGCUAAGGUUGUGGAUUGUAUGGGGAGGAGGAUUGUGCUUGAGGAUGACUGAUUGGGUGGGUGGGUGGUUGGUUGGGGGAGUGGUGUGUGAAACCUGGUGUUUUUUGGGGGAGAUUGUCGUUUCUAUGUGGUGUGCGGU